Poeciliopsis prolifica (blackstripe livebearer) is the source of this 2011-nucleotide messenger RNA. RefSeq names its product BEN domain containing 7 (gene bend7). The record is from RefSeq and is a predicted model, not a curated record. The transcript is spliced from 10 exons. Bases 36 to 1373 code for a protein of 445 amino acids. Gene Ontology annotation, molecular function: DNA binding. NCBI's taxonomy places the organism in Eukaryota, Metazoa, Chordata, Actinopteri, Cyprinodontiformes, Poeciliidae.
CCCAUCGCUCGACUUUCUGAAUUAUUCUCUUGAAGAUGGAGUUUGGGGAGAGGAAGAGGAGGAGAAAGUCGCAAAGCUUCAAACUGGUCACGGAUGAAGAUUUCGGCUCUUUAUAUGGGGUAAAUUCCAGCUGCAGAGAUGCCAAUGGUCAGAGUAAGGAUGCUGCUGUGCCUCAAGUUUGGAUGGGCGACGAGAGCACGGAAAUCAAGAAACAAAUCACUGGAAUGAUGAGGCUCCUGGGUGACAAGACUGGCAGAGUCUAUCAGCGUUCGGGUGUCGAGCAGAACAGCUCAAAAAACGAGCGCCAGGAUCGCCAACUGAACUGUGUGCACAUACCUCCAAUUUUACCUGCUGUGUCAGAAGACCGCCAGUGCCAAAGCUGGAGCUCUCCAGGAGAGCCAGAGCCUCCACCCUCAUCCGAAUCAACGUCAAUCCCUAAUGGUCAAGCCUGCAGCCAUUACAGUACCCACUCCAGGACUGUCAACACCACAAAGGAUUUCAUGAAACCCAGUGAAACAAAAGAUGAGCUCCGUCCUGCUGUGCCAGAAAUCUCCUGCUGCAUGUGUAACUGUAAAGGCACCCUGCAGGCGAUAUUGCACGAGCUGCGUGCGAUGAGGAGGCUGAUGCAGACUCAGAAAGGUACAUGUGAAAGGAGGGAACACGCUAAAUCGUCAUGCCAGCCUCACAUCAGCCUGAGUUCUUCUCCGCUCCGCGUCUCUCAGAAGAGAAGACCAGUUUAUAAGGUGGCUCCACUGAGUCUCUGUGGCACCGGAAGAACAGCUCCUUUUUCUCCAAGGGGUUCAACUCUGAAAACUUCACCCCCAGAAGCUGCAAAGAAAAAGGAAAGCGAGAAACUUGACUCAUCUUUGAUCUCCUGUGAUGUUUCUGAGCCGCCAUCUAGGAAUGAUCAGAUAGCAGAUUCUGGCACACACAGUCCUCUUCUGAAUGCCCUGGGUGGACAUCAGGCAUUAGAGUCUGACAUUCGCCUUGCGGAGGAUUUUGAUGUGUUUAUCUCAAAGGCCCAGCUAGACUCCAUUUUGGUCAACUAUACACGCUCUGGCAGCCUGCUGUUUCGGAAACUGGUGUGUGCCUUCUUUGAUGAUGCUACUUUGGCCAAUUCUCUGCCAAAUGGCAAAAGAAAGCGAGGGCUCAAUGACAACCGUAAGGGCUUGGACCAGAACAUUGUGGGUGCUAUUAAAGUAUUCACAGAGAAAUACUGCACUGAACACAGAAUAGAGAAGUUGCCUGGACCACGAGACUGGGUACAGAUCCUUCAAGAUCAGAUCAAACUUGCCAGAAGAAGGCUGAAACGAGAUGCUACAGAUGCUGAGGAAAACUCAAAUGAAGCAUCUACAAGUACUAACCUCACAUGAAUCUGCAUACAACUGCCUGGCUUUCACACACAUAUUUACAGCAGGGUUUUAUUUUUAACAGGCUUGAAAGUGAUGAGCAGAAAUGGUUAAACAUGGCUGAUUUCAUCAGCUGCCACUAUUGCCUGGCAGAAGAUCAGUUUAUCUUUAAUAUUUUUCUGGCUUUAUUCAUUUGUCCCCCUUUAUAUUAGUGAUCAACAAUUUGAACUGCACAACAAAAGGUAACAGAAUGAUCAAAGUGAUUAUCUGCUAUCAAUAAAUUACACAUUGUACAUAUGUGCCUUCUGGGGUUUACAUCCAGGCACAGACUAAACCACCUGCUGAGUCAAUAUACAGAAGAGGUAAAGAAAACUGAAAAAUGACCUGCAGUUAAAACCAUAGAAAUGAAAAAGACUUUCAUCUGUUUUUAUUACUGGUUCUAAAAAGGAUAAGAAAUGAAAAAUACAAAGUAUAUAUAAAAUGUUAUACAUUUAUUGUCAAGAGACCAUAUCUUUUAAGAUGUUUUCUAUUGUGAAUUGUGCCUUUUAAGUGACCAAUACUUCAGUGGGUGUAAUGUGCAGUGCAUCAUCCACCUUGUUUGUAAAGCAUAGUAUUUAAAUGUGAUGUAUUUUUAGUACAUUUUUGGAAUUAAAAAUAGACUA